ACACUCAUCGGAGAAUAACGAAGCGAAAUAUGAAUUUGUUGUGCUCUGAUAGCAUAUCAAUGUUCUUGAUUCUGAAGUAAUCGAAGAACGAAAGAGAGAAAAGAUUCAGAGUUUGAGAAGAAGAUGAAUGCAAUAGUUUGUUAGAUUCAAUCAACGUAACCCAAAAUUUGUUACAUGGUUCAAUAUAUAUAGACCCAUCUAUUCACAUAACUGGUAUCAAUUAAAUAUAAACCGGACUUAACCUAUGAUCAAGCUAAAGGAAACUUAACAAUAUGAACCAGAUACUCUAAUAAUAAGAAGAACAUUUUUUUAUUGUUGUUUCAUAACACGCUGUUUAGGAUAAGUGUAGUUAAAAGAAAACUUUCAACUAAUAUAUAAAUAACUACUAUUUUAUAACAUAUAUGAAAUAUGCUUUAAAAAAUAUUUAAUUACAUUUUUCAAACUGUAACAAAAAUUGCCGUUGUUAAUUGAAUAUGUUAUUUGCUUCAGCACAGAGGCGGACAUUUUUUUUUUGUCAAAGGCACAGAGGCGGAUCCAGUAGGUAUAGCAUGUGUCCCACCCUGACUUGUUGUUUUACUGUAAUUAUUGAAUUAUCUCUUAAUUAAACACUAGUUAUAAGAAAUAAUUGCAUGCUCCAUACUAAAAACAAUUCUGGAUCCGCUCCUCCUGAAGUGCACCUACUAUUCUAUGUUUUAUUAAAGUUUCAGUAUCCUUUAGAACCGGCCAUAAUCACGACUACACUAGUAAACGAUUGAAACGGCUGAAUUCAUACUAGAGUAGUUUCACUAAUCACUAUCAUUACGUAUUAAUGAGGUUCUUAUUAUAAUAGUUUAUAAAGCACAAACAAAUGAUAUAUAAGCUCCUGUAGACUCUCCGAUAUAUAGUUACGUAGUUGACUUGAGAAAUAAUUUGGUCUAUAAGUAGCACAUACACAUUUUCUAACUAUGCGAUUAUCUUAUAAGACAAAAGUUUUAAGAAUCCUUCUUCAGUCGAUCUUAAAAUCCGACAACCCAAAAGCCUCAUCAUAAGCAUAAAGGUUAGUUAAUUCAAUUAAUUUGAUGAUUAGGCGUUCCAACUGGAUUAUCUUCGGUUCUUAUGCGACAAACGUUUAAUCAUUUGCUUUCUAAUUAAAUAUAUAUAGCUACAAUGUUUGUUAUUGUCUUUGUAGAUAAUCUAGAAGAAAAGUCAAUGUCUGGAAAUAACCAGUUAGGAGUGCUCAAGGCACUCGAUGUAGCCAAAACACAGCUUUACCAUUUCACGGCAAUUAUUAUCGCCGGUAUGGGUUUCUUCACCGAUGCCUACGAUUUAUUUAGCAUUGCAUUGGUCACAAAGCUUUUAGGUCGCAUCUACUACCACAAGGCGGGUGCAGAGAAGCCGGGAACACUCCCACCAGAAGUGGCGGCGGCGGUCAAUGGUGUUGCUCUAUGUGGGACACUUAUGGGUCAACUAUUUUUUGGGUGGCUUGGAGACAAACUUGGCCGGAAGAAAGUAUAUGGAAUCACUUUGAUUAUGAUGGUUGUUUGCUCUGUCGCCUCCGGUCUCUCGUUUGGAAAUAAUUCAAAAGGCGUCAUGACCACUCUUUGCUUUUUCCGGUUUUGGCUAGGAGUUGGUAUUGGAGGUGACUACCCACUCUCAGCAACGAUCAUGUCGGAGUAUGCGAACAAGAAGACUCGUGGUGGGUUCAUCGCGGCCGUGUUUGCUAUGCAAGGGUUUGGAAUCUUGGCUGGAGGCAUCGUUGCACUAGUACUCUCGAGUAUUUUUGAUUACCAAUUCCCGUCGCCCAUCUAUAGUGUAGACCCGUAUGCCUCGACUGUACCUCAAGCUGAUUACUUAUGGCGUAUCAUCCUUAUGAUUGGUGCUCUCCCCGCAGCGAUGACCUAUUACUGGCGAAUGAAAAUGCCCGAGACUGCUCGUUACACCGCUUUAGUUUCCAGAAACAUCAAACUAGCUGCACAAGACAUGUCGAAAGUCUUGCAAGUGGAUCUUAAAGCUGAUGAAGAAAUUUCUGAAAACAAGGUAACAGAUCCUAAGCUAAACUACGGCUUGUUCUCCAAAGAAUUUCUUAAGCGCCAUGGACUUCCUCUCCUCGGAACUACAUCCACUUGGUUCUUGCUUGACAUUGCGUUUUACAGCCAAAACUUAUUUGAAAAGGAUAUAUUUUCUGCCAUCGGAUGGAUCCCAAAAGCGGCAACGAUGAAUGCCAUCCACGAAGUUUACAAGAUUGCUAGAGCGCAAACCCUCAUUUCACUAUUCAGUACCAUCCCAGGUUACUGGUUCACCGUCUUAUUCAUUGAUAUUAUGGGAAGAUUCGCGAUCCAGAUAAUGGGAUUCUUCUUCAUGACCGUGUUUAUGUUCGCUUUAGCUUUGCCUUAUGACCAUUGGAUCAAACCAGACAACCGCAUUGGAUUCGUUAUUAUAUUCUCCCUAACUUUCUUCUUUGCAAACUUCGGUCCGAAUGUAACUACAUUUGUUGUACCUGCUGAGAUAUUCCCAGCAAGGUUGAGAUCUACAUGUCACGGAAUUUCAGCCGCGGCAGGAAAGGCGGGAGCUAUCGUGGGUGCGUUUGGAUUCUUAUACGCGGCUCAGUCAAAGGAUAAGAACAAGACAGACGCAGGAUAUCCACCGGGUAUUGGUGUCAAGAACUCGUUGAUCAUGCUUGGUGUUAUUAACUUUGUCGGUAUGCUCAUGACAUUUUUAGUGCCAGAAUCCAAAGGAAAGUCUCUUGAGGAGCUUUCGGGUGAGAAUGUGAAUGAUGAGACGGCUUCAUCCAAGGCCAGUCUCUCCAGAAGAAACUGAAGGGAUACCGACUUGUGGCUUAAUCAAAAUUGUGUAGUUAUUUUUUUUUCAUUUGAUUUCAUGUAAAAUUUGUUGUUUAUAUUAUGUUAUAAUUUUUUUGGAGAAAUUACUUAAUACCGUAGGUUGGCUAAUACUUUAAAAAUACUCUAACAUUAGAGUUUAAGAUAUUAAAUUAUUUUUAGAGUUUAGUAUUUAAGGGGUAAUGUUGGAUUUAUAAACCAUUAUAAAUGAUUAAACAUUUAUAAAUAUUUAGAGGGUUAGUUUAUUAUUAUUAUUCAUAAAUUAGUGUAUUUAUAAAAGUGGUUAUUCUUUAAAGGUAAAUUUGAAAAGUGUAUAAUGUUUGUCGUAUAAUUAGAAUUCUCUCAACAUAUUUUGGUGACUAUUAAGAACACUAAAAAAAGAAAAAAAAACAAUAUAAAUAAAACAUUAUGAAUAAAAGGGAAUAGUUAUGUUCUAUAGUUCUGUAAGAAUAGAAGAAUGAAAAGGAACCAUGUAUCAAAUAUUUCUUAUAAAAAGGAAAAAACAUCAAUUCACUAUUUAUAUUCAUUAUUUUUUCAAGGAAUAUGAUAUAUACUAUAGAUUUUACCCACUUUCAGCAAUGAUAUAUAAGUAUUAAGAACUAUCUAUGUUGUUUUGGAGUCUUUUUAGCACUUUUACAGGCUCAUGAAUGAUUUGGAGAAAAGCGAUGAUUUGGAUGCAUUUUGGAGAUAAAAUGAGAGGAAGCUCGAAGCUCACCAUUGAACAAGUUUGAGGUCGACAUUCAGAGUCUUCCAUCGAUCGACGCACACUCUGUGCUGGCGAUCGACGGCGAAGCGCGCAAAGCCCAGCCGACUUAAAACCGAAGUCAAUAAAUAAUUACGGAAAUACCCAUGGCCGACUUUUAACCUAAUAUUUAUGUGCUCUGUCAUUUUUCUAGGCACCACACACUUUCUAUUCUAUUCUCAUUCUCUAGUUUUAGACAGCAAAGGUUUUUAGUAGAUUUGGAGAAAAGUUCCAAGACUCCUUCCGAGAUUUGUAUUGGAACUCCAGUAUUUCUAACCUUAAUCUAUUUAUCCAUUCUUUUAUAUUAUUUGUUAUGAAUUGCUUUGCUAUGUCUGAGUAGUUCAUCUUGUUAGGUUUAUAGUUCAAAUAGGAUUAUGGAGGAUUACCCCAAAUAUAGACUGCUGAGUUGUUUGUGAUAUCCAUCACUUGAAUUGCUCCCAUUGCAUGUGUUCUAGAGUAGCUAACUAGAACCUUGAUAUUAGGAUAAUUAGGCGCAAGCGGAACAUGGUCUGUUACCUAAAUUAAUUCACAUUAUGCUAGGAUUGCUAGAAACAAGCGACAGCUGAUCUAGUUAAACUUAGUGAGCAUAAGUCAAACCCGCUCGGUGAAGCUUUCUGUAAGGAUCAUCGAUCGACAACCCUCUAGUUGUAUUGAUCGAUAUUCUGAAAUGUGUAUCGAUCGAUUAUCCAUUUAUAAUAUUGAUCGACACUUUCUCCAGAUCAAUAAACGACAGUUGAGAUCUGAGAUCCAGACAAUAGAUAUUUUAAACAAACGGAAGUUGAAGAAUAUUACUUCUUUUUAGUUCUAGAAUAUCCAAUAAACUACUCUUGCUUCUAUACUGUUAUAAUCCUGAUUACCUGGAUAGAAACCCUAAGUCUAACGCUUUCUCAUAAUUGUUUACAAAACAUCAAUCCAAUCAACCGAACAACUGCCUUUUUCACCACUGAAAUUUACAAUUUACUUAAUUGACCUAGCUUAAAUCAUAAACUGUUUUAAGAUCUUUUAUGUGCCCAGCUCCUUGUGGAUUCGAUCCUUAAGUACUACAACUCAACCUCUUAUUUAAGAGAGUACAAAUCACUUAGGGUAAUUUGAGUGAUAUCAGAAUAUGAAUUCAUCUUCAUAUUAACCUUUAAGAGCAACUUUUUGAAAUAAGAGAUCGAUUGCAGUACUUAAGAAUCGUAUCCACAGAGACUCGAUAUCUCACACAAUAGACUUUAGCUUCAGACAUGCUAGGUUAAAUAAUAUAAAACAGUAAAUAAAGAAAGAGUUGAACAAAGUAGUUGUUCAAUUGAUUGAUGAGUUGUUUGUUGUAAGGAUGGUUGCUAGACUUAGAGUUUCAUUCAAGUUAUAAGAACUCAAUCUAUAGAUGUUAAGGGUUGAUCGUAGAACUCGAUAUCUAAUGCAAAAGACGACCAGCUCUCGCUGCGAGUCUAAUCUAUUGACUAAGUCUUUGUUCCAAUUCUCGUAUGCGCGUAGGUAUCUAAUCCAACAUGAUUUGGGUUCUGUUAAUUGACUGCACUCUCGUGCCUCUCAAUUGUCCUAUGAUUCUAGGUUCAAAUAAUCAGUCACGCUCUCGUGCUUUUCUAGUUAUUAUAGAUCCUAGUGUUAUAAGCCACCAUGGUGUAAGAUCUAUAGUUAACCUAGCAAUACUAUAAUUCAGAAGUUCAUUCAAAACCAUAGAAAAUCCCUAAACCUAGCAGGCGGAUCUACUCAGACAUGAUAUUUGUCACAUAAAUCAUAGAAUGAAUAGAUGAAAUAGAAAUAAUAAUAAAACCAAAACCAAUGGAGUUUCUCUCUUCUCUACAAACCUAAUGGUAAGAACAAUGAAUAGAAUAAAGCGUAGCCGUCAUUAAUGGCUUAAAAAACAUAAAUAGGGUUCUGAGUCGUCCAAGGGUAUCAUGGUAACUUGAGGUAACUUCUUGGCUUAAGUCGGUCAUGAAAUAGGCUCGGCCCGCGUUCUAGCAUCACCAUCGAUUGACACCAAGGCUGUGUUUUCGAUCGACAUUCCUUCAUCUCUUCGACGGCUUCCUCUCGUGAGGCAAACUGGUCACUCUUCAGUAAAACAUGCACAACUUCUGCUACAUGAUGCUGAUUGACCUCAAACCGGUGGUAUCGUAAAGCUAACUUAAUCACACCAUGGAAAUGUCUCCAUUCAUAGCUAAACAUAUGACGCGUUUGUGCAGUUCUGCACCUCAAAAAGCUCCAAAAUCACCAAAGUUCUCCAAAACGUACCUGAACCUGAAAACAUUCUAAGACAUACUUCAAACCCAUAUAAUAUUCUCUGAAUAGGUCAUAUACCAUGGUCUAAAAGUGGUAAAAUCCAUAGUAUAUCACGGGUACCAAGCGUAAUUUCAAUCGUGAAGGCGGAGCCUCCUUCCUCUAGCAAGAAAAAGAAGCAGAAAACAUCCGGAUUGGCCACUAUGGCUUCGCAUCAGUCUCCUCAUUGUUGUUGGGGUCAAAAUCGGUUACGACGGAAUCAAUGUCAAAAACUUCACGAAAGGCUAUUUGGAUCAACUAGUCUGCCUUCAUCCCGUCCUCGUAGCUCCCUCCUUCGGGAUUAGAUCAAACCUACUCUUAUUUCAUCUCGAUCGACAGUCCGCAAGAACUCGUUAUCUCGUAUGGAAUUCGAAUUGAUCGUAUAAAACGGAAACGGUUAACCAAACACCUUAAACUGCCUCCAAUAUACGAGAAAUUUGAACUUUCUUCGGAAUCAACGUCAUUUCGGAAGCGCACUUUCGAUAAAUCGUAAAAACGAUUAAGUCGGAAAACGGCCCGAAAGGGUCCAGAAUGCGGCUAAAAUCUCACUCACAAUUUUAUACGAAAUUGAGCCCAAUCGUUAUGACGGUUUAUCUUUUAUUCUGCAGGAGAAGAUAAAUGUCAAGUUCGGAGGAUAAAUGUGAAGUUUCCAAAGAUAAUCACGAAGAUCGAAAGAAAAUUAAAUAUUUCCGCGAAGCGAUAAACUCGACCGAGAGCAUGAAGGGAAAGAGCAAACCGCCUCUAGGAGGAUUAUAUAAGGACGUCGAGGUUGAAGAGGCAAAGAGACAAUUCUUUUUACUCUUAGAACUCUCUGCACUUAGAAACUUUAGACAUUAUUCUCGACAUGUUAUGUUUCUAUGACUGGCACUAGAUUACUAGACGAACUCGCAAAGGCGGUUGGAUCUCCUUUUCUACUUUUUCAAUCGAACUACGUUCGGCAUGAUCCUCGAAAGGGGUAAAUAGGCAGACUUUCAUAAGGUCCAGUCCGAAAUCAAUCAAAACCUUUUUCAUAUCUUUUUCGUCUUCUGUUAUCGAGCUGCGACUCAACUAGGUUUAAGGUUUUAGGUUGCUAGAACUAAAUAAUUCGCUGACAGCUCUUGCGGCCGAAGCUUUUAUAAUGUCUUGUAAUGAUCGCAACGCUCUUACGCGGAUUCGAAAUAAGAUCUACCUUUUCUAUAAAUUCAUUUUGUUGUCUUUUCAUAUUUUCCGUAUUUAUUUGUUCACUUGUCGUUGGCUCUCGGAGAGAAUCCAGGACCUCAGGAAAAGUUAGGGUUCUUGACUUUCCUCCGAUUACGGAAAUCGACGGUGAGAAUUUUGGUUCCCACAAUUGUGCUCAGUAUUCUGCUGGGCAAGCAAAUAUGUUGGCCAACCUUAACACCUAGUUGUUACUUUGGAUACAUCUCCUUUUCCCGAAGGUGGUCCCUUAAAUACGACCAGCGAUAUCCAUGGUAAUCUUCUCCGGGUAUGUCAUAUCUCUGUCAUUGUGUUUCUGAUUUUGAUUUCCUUGCAUAAUAUGUCUCAGUUUUAUCAGCUCGGGAAGAAGAUGACUUUCGAGGUUUCUGCUGCCAACCCGGAGGAACUAUAGGAUCUAUCCCAAAAGCUGAUAAAGGAGAAGUACAAGGAAUCACUAAAGAGAAGGAGAUUUGGAAUAUCAAGCUGAAAUAAAUAUUGAAGCUACUAAGACUUUCGGAUGAGAUGACCAUGGCAGUCAAUGGUGCAAGCAUCGUGGCUCGGUUAGAGCUGAUGAGGGAAUGGUCCAAGCAGCAAACAUGUAGUUGGAAGCCGGUAGUGGAGUGUUGAAUUUUAUUAAACAAAAAUAUUGUAAUGGUGGAAAUUGAAUGAAUGUUGAAUUAAUAUGUAGAAAGAGAUAAGAUGAUGUGGAGAUUUAUUUUCUUAACAUCUCAUUAAUUCAUUAAUUUAAAUCAAUCACUAGAGUUGAUAUAUACACAAAACAUCAAUAAUAAACAGACUCAAAUACGAAGUCAUAAUUACAAAGCCAAAAAUUAAAAGGAAAUGAUGAAGAACUGAAUUUCUACGAUGCUUUGAGAACCAAAGCCUUACUCGUCAAAGGACUUUAAAUUUGUUUAUUUUCUUCUCCAGAAUCAAUUACAAAACAAUGAAAUCGUUACUCCUGGCUAUCUCCUUCUCCUGAUGAAAUACCAUGGUCUUCUAAUAUUAUUGAUGAUGUUCAAUAUUUUUUAUGUUGAUUCUUCGGUUCUCCAUAAGUGUGAUAUACUCAGAUCUUAAAUUCUUUGGUUAAUACACCAUAGAACUCUUUGAAAUUAUAUCCCGUUGAUUGAGAUUUUGAAUACCGUGCACAUGAAAGAUUAGAAAGAUAUUUCAUGGAGAUAGCGGGUUCAUUAUGGUUGAUGAAAUCAUAAAGACGACUCAUCUCAUUAACAAACCAUGAAUGAAUCAUCCCCCAGAUCGGAGGAAAAUAUCGGAAACAUAAUUGUUUCCUUUUGACAAGCAAGAAGUCAUUAAACGAGACAAAAAUAUUUUCUUCGAAGGUUGUGUCCUUCUUCUGAUAAAAUAACAUGGUCCUCUAAUAUUAUUGAUGAUGUUUAAUAUAUUCUCUUUUGUAAAUUUUUGAGUCUUCCAUAAGUAAGAUAACCUGAAUCCCAAAUUUGUUGGUCGAUACACCAUAGAACUCUUUGAAGUUUAUACUCAAUUGAUUGAUAUUUUGAGUCUUGUGCAUCAUGAAAGAUUAGAAAACAGUUUCAUGGAGAUAGCAGGUUCAUUAUGGCAGAUGAAAUCACAAAACCAACUCAUCCCAAUAACAAAUCAUGGAUGAAUAAUCUCCUAAAUUAGAAAAAUAUUAGAAACAUAACUGUUCCUUUUGACAAGAAAUAAUUCGUUAAAGGAGACUACAUAAACUA
Messenger RNA from Brassica rapa (field mustard), 8693 nucleotides. RefSeq names its product probable inorganic phosphate transporter 1-3. Gene Ontology annotation, cellular component: membrane. Lineage: Eukaryota; Viridiplantae; Streptophyta; Magnoliopsida; Brassicales; Brassicaceae. The record is from RefSeq and is a predicted model, not a curated record. Gene Ontology annotation, molecular function: phosphate transmembrane transporter activity. Gene Ontology annotation, biological process: transmembrane transport; phosphate ion transport.